Molecule: messenger RNA, 6370 nt
Organism: Acaromyces ingoldii
Lineage: Eukaryota; Fungi; Basidiomycota; Exobasidiomycetes; Exobasidiales; Cryptobasidiaceae
Exons: 1
Coding region: 89-6280 (2063 amino acids)
Biological process (GO): positive regulation of autophagy; negative regulation of TORC1 signaling; intracellular signal transduction
Cellular component (GO): GATOR1 complex
Molecular function (GO): GTPase activator activity
Source: RefSeq, a predicted model, not a curated record
CUCAGAGAUUAGCCAGUCAGUCCUCUCGCUCCAAAGCUAAUCCCCCCCCCACUCACAAAGGGGUGAGCGAGCGAGGCAGCGAGAGGCCAUGGCAGCGCCCUCGAUACCUGCCCAUCUGGGCGCAAGGCUCUCGCCCAGGACAUCGCCCUCGCCCGCGUCAGGCCAUCGCGACCGUCGACGCUCGUCGUCGCGGCCGGGUGGGAGCGCAGCAUCGACGAGCCGCAGACGCUCCUCGUUUCGCUCGGCAUCCGAGAGCUCCUCGUCGAGACCCACGCUCACAUCGAGGCCCGUCGUCCUCUGGACGCACGACCCACCCAAUUUCAGCACGCAUGACGUCGUCAUCAAUCCCGACGUCGUCGCUGCGCUGGGCGGCGUGAGCGACGCAUCGGACCUCCUCGAGCUCGUCCUCCUCGAUGAGCACAACCAUGCUGCAGCUGCCGAGCUGCCACCGCCGCCGUCGACGAACUCCAACGUGGGCACAUCAAAAGCCAGCAAGAAGAGGACCAAGCACAGCUUCCUCUUUACCGCCAACCAGGCCCUGCAGGACACCGAGUGCAUCGAGCGGGCGGGCUCGAACCUGCAAGUGAGCGUCGCACGGUCGCUCGCGGGCGCAUACGGCCUCUACAACCGCUGCCAGGUCGUGCUGAGCAAGGUGCCCCGCGACAUUCACACCAUCUCCCACGUCGAGCUCUACUUUCGCGACCAGUACGUGGGGCGGGCUGACAUGUGGCGCCUGGGUGCGCUCCUCGAGGACCGCUGCGUCCACGUCGGCCAGAAGGUGACGCUAGCCGGCUGCGUGCGCGCAACCAUCGGGCGCAUCUUCAUCGACGAAAAAAAGGUUCUGUCGGGCUACGUGGCCCCGCAUACACGCACCAUCUUUCGCUCCGAGUCGGCAAAGUACAACGUCUUUCUCCAAAUGGCCCGUGAGAUGUGGGACUUUGACGAGGACGGCGAGCAGUACUUUGAAAAGGCCAUCUCUGGCUUCCUGCCCGAGCUCGUGCGCCGGUGGUCCAAGGUGCCGACGAACCACGUCGUCAGCGUCGUCCUCUUUGCCCGUGUCCACUACGACGAGUCGGAGCUGCACAUGCUCGAGGAGUCGUCGCUGCCUCUGAGGAAGGAGCAGACAGGAACAGGAGGAGCAAAAAGGGACCGGUGGUACAUUGACUACUACAAGGUCAUCGUCGACCUCGAGUCCGACUGCGACUGGAGCAAGGUCCUGACGACGCUCAAGGAGGAGUUCUACCGCUUCCGCCACGACAUUCUCAUCGUCCGGAGGCCCGUCGCCGGGCCCGCCGGUGCGCCGUGGCAGGAGGAGCAGCACGCCGAUUUGCUCCGGAGGGAUCGCGCGCUGUUGGCCGGCAGGGUGUCUGCCUCGCACGACGGCAACAUCCUCGAGGCCAUCAAUCUCGCCCUGAAUCCCUUUGACGAGCACUACAUCGACCGUGACCUCAACCGGACCGGCCUCGACCUCGUCGUCGUCACUGCGGGCACGGGCCACUUCAACGUCGACAAGCGCCUCCUCCGGCUGACGACGGAGCGCCUCAUCGACAAUGGCAUCGGCCUCGACCUCGUCUGUCUGACGAGGAUGCCGCUCCACUCGGUCCCCCUCUUUCACUUUCAGAGCCAGGUCCCCGUCGCCGAGCAGCAGCCACCACCGACGCCGCAACCGGCCCCGUCGGCAGCGGCGGCGACGACAACAACAACAACAGCGGCGACGCGCAAACGAAGAGGCACCACCUCGUCGAGGACAGGCGCUGCUGGUGCCCUGAGUCCGCCGCCAGAUCCGCUCUACUUUGACCCGAAGCGCUCCUCGUACAGCUCGUCGUCUGCUGCUGCGGCACCCACGUCACACCCCUCUACCUCGGCGUCGUCGGGCGUCGUCGACUUCUUCAGCAUCCCCCACUGGGUCGACUGCUCCUUUUACAACCUCCAGCAGGACAAGCCGUUUCGCGCUGAUCGGUUCGUGCCGCGGUGCAAGAUGCACGAGAUCCAGAUGAUGGGCCAGAUGGAGAACAACAUCAGCGACAUCAUCAUCCCAUACAUUGAAUUUGCCAUCAACACGGGCCAGUCCUACGUGCACAGGCCAAUGAGCCUGGCCACGACGGCCACGUCGGGGUCCAUUGCGAUUGGGAGCGGCCAGUCGCGGUACCAGAAAGCCAUGCAGCAACAAAGGCAGCAGCAGCAGCAGCAGUAUCAACAGCAACAGCAGCAGAGGUCCAGCUCGCAGCAGCUCUCGCAACAACUGCGGUGGCAGCCACAGCAGAGCAACAGCAGCACGACGAGCGACGGCUUUGCAGUCGGCGCCUCUGACCUCGGCGGCCUGAGUCCGCGGACGCAGCGCCGCAUCCUACGCGAGCGCUUCGACCGAGAGACGUUUCGAGACCUCGAGGCGGCGCCCAUGCACCUCAUCAACCGGCCCAGCCUGCUCCUGGGCGAGGCCAAGAGCAGCGGUGCAGCCAUCUCGACGUCGCCAAGCCGAUCGCUGCGCCAGGUGCCAUCGGGCGAGGGGCUGGGCGAGAAGCGAUUGGCGCCGAAUCAGCAGCAGGGUAGUGGUGGUGGUGGUGCUGCUGGAGGAGGAGGAGGAGGAGGAGGAGGAAGCGGGUCGCAUUCGAGAUCACCGGUCAAGUCGAGCCGAUUCUCGAGGCAGUCGAGCUUGUUUGCAUCGCCCGUGCUCGAGUCGCACGAUGAGCAUGCAGCGCUGGCGGGCGCAGACGUCGUCAUUGGCAAUCAGGCGACGUGGCCACGCUCCAAGGGUCGGCCUGACGGUCUGUCGAGCCAGCCUCUGUCUCCGAACCAGGCGAGGCAGUCCGGGCCGCCCUCGCCUGUGGACCCCAUCUCGGCAGUGAUUGCCGCAGGCGAUGUCUCACGGGGACCGUCGUCUCGCGCUGCAUCCAUCCGGAGCGUCAGCACCUUCAACCGGUCAUCGCUGGGUCCAAGGCCGUUGGAGCCUAUGGGCAAGGCAAAGGCCUCCGUCGGCCCUUCGUUCACCACCUUUGACGAGCUGAAUGAUGGGCCAUCUACGAGCAGCGAGGCAUCCCCGACUUCGCCUGCAAAUACGGCAGCGACGCCGGGAACGGCCAGCGCGUCAAUCAUGUCGAGAGAUGCCAGUCGGGGCACCGUCACGCCUUUGACGUCCUCUGCGACCGUAAGCCCUUCGAGGCCAAAGUCAAUGUACAAGCUCAGCACGACGUGGAUCUGGAACUCGAUCCGGGGCCAGAACCAGGCUUCUGCUCGAGACGGCGAGACAGACGAAGGAGGAGGAGCAGCAGCAGGGCACGAGGCAGAAGAGGCAAAGGAGGAGGGGAGCAGGACGGGUAAGCGGCCAGAGGGGCAGGCGCUGGAGCGCAUCGAUUCCUCUUCGGUUGCCUCGAGGCGCAUACAGGAGCUGCUUAGAACUUCGUCGGGCAGAAUGGUGCCCUCGAGCUCGACUUCGAGCUUGCUGGCGCCUUCGACUGUCAACACACCAACGAAAGAGCACACGGGCGACGAAAAGGGCAUCCUUGCGCCUGCGCCCAUUUCGAUCCCAUCGGAUGCGCCUGCCGGGGGAGGAGGCGCCGGCGGCGGAGGAGGAGGAGGAGGUGGUGGUGGUGGUGCGUUGGAUGCAAAGGCGGCCACGGGUCACGGAACAAAGGAGCAAAGGGGAGAAAAGGGCCUGAUGGGCUUGGCGACUGACCAGGGCGUGGCCGUGGUUGACGAAGAGGACGCAAUGAUGCUUCGCGAGCAAGAGGCCCUGGAGCGGGCAUGGGAGGAAGAAGAGGCAAAGGCUCGGUAUGCUCAGCAGGCUCAGGUCGAGAAGCAGACGCUCGUCAAUCCUUCGAAUCCGCGCAAGAGUCUCGAAUCGAGGACGACGUCGAGCCAGCUCAUGCGGUGGCAGCACCUCUUUCCGCGCAGGCUCAACCGGCACGUCGUCAAGUGGCGCAGCAUGACGAGCCCGGCUUGCUUGCCGCUCACGACUCUCUACCUGCCCACACCGGUCGAUCUGGCCAACCAGUGGCAGGAGUACCCGUACACAAUGUCGAUUGCCAGCGACUCGACGAGCUUCCUCGUCAAGCGACGGGCUUCGACGCCGCCGGCGCUCGCCGUGCUGCGCGAGAUGGCCUCGCAGCGGCUCGCUCAAGGAUUCCAAUUCAUCGUGCCAGUGUCUUCCCCCACGCGCUCAAAGUUGUCAGCACAGAGAAACGGUGGGCUGGACGAGACUGCCGAUGAAUUCCGGCUGCGAGAGCCCUCGGAGCUGUUCCAGCCAGGCAGUCUGGCCUCGGGCAACCCCAUCUUUUUGGGCAUGUCGAACCAAAUCCACCGCAUCUCCUACGAUCGAUCCGGCGGCGCCAUCCACGUCAAGCGCUUCGUGAGAAGGACAGAGUACGAUACGUCGCCAAUCGACUACUCGUGCUGCAUCUGGGCGAGAAAUUGCCCAGGUUACCAGACCGUCGAUGCGCGGUUCCGCUAUCCAGACUUUGGCGCAUACCACUGGACCUACCUCGACGCCCUCAUUGCGGGCCAUGCAGAGGACGACAGCUUCGUCGAGGGUCUGCGCUUCUGGAGAACGCGGUUCGUCGUGGUGCCCAGCGAGGGCAGCCCUCCGACCAUGACGGGCCCCUCGGGCGAGAAGCUGAGUGACGAAGAGGUAAGGCUCGUGGGCAUGGACCGGCUGGCAGACCUCUUUACGAGGGCAAAGUGGAAGCCGAGGGACCCCACCUCGUCUUCGAGGCAGAGGGUCGCUGCGGCAAAGUCAUUCACCGCACCCCUGAGGUUCAUCCCCACGAGCUUGGACCCGGCCAUGAGUGUGGACGACGACGAGUUCAUGAAGCUGGUCAUGGCGUCCCAUGCAGAGGAGCUCGACGAGGCGAGGGCCCGUCGGGGUGGCCCGUCAGGCUCCCUCUCCUCGUCUCGGCAGCUGGCCAAGGCCCAGACAGACCUGCAACAGCUUGCCCAGGACAUGUAUUCGUCCGAGUCCGGCGUCAAGAUCAACGAUCGCAUCUGGCAUCGCAUCCUCUACACCGACGCCUUUACGGGCACCGAGUUUGUGACGUGGCUGUGCCGGCGCUUUGACGAUGUGCAUUCGAGGGACGAGGCGACGCAGUGGGGCGCCAGGCUGAUGGACGCGGGCCUCUUUGAGCACGUCGAUCGCUUUCACGGCUUCCUCGAUGGCCACUACUUCUACAGGCUCCGGCCCGACUAUGCCUCGAAAAAGUCGCCGGUGCCUGGAGCAGAAGAAGAGGACCGGGACAAGAAGACACCGCCGCGGGGUGGCAGUGGCGGCAAGAAGGCCAAUCCAUCCGUGAUUGAGAUGAGCCGGACGAUGCUCAUCGAUGUCGACCCCUUGCGCCGGUCGGACCGGUCUGAGGUGGCGUACCUGCAUCACGAUCUGGCGCACAACCCCUCCAACGGCUUCAACUUCCAGAUCCAUUGGCUGGGCACGACGGCCCGCUUCAUCGAAGACAUGGUCCAGAGCUGGACGCGCACCGUCGAGCGCUUUGGCCUCAGACUCAUCGAGGCACCCAUCGGCCAGAUCGCAGACGUCGCACGCCACAAUCCCUUCCAGAUGCCCGUCCACAUUCCCUUGGCCCUCUACCCGCCCGCGACGCAGGGCAGGGCGACACACCGGUUCGAGUAUGCGCUCCUGCGCCGCUUCGGCUUCAUUCUCGACCAGGAAUCCUCUGACCAGUACCAGUCCCAGUCCCGCUCUCCGACCUCCUCUACCACGACGGGGCCGCCCACGAGCGCCAAGACGACAAAGAAGACGAUGACGCGCUUCACCUACCGGUCCCGGCCGAACCACUUUGACCUGAGCCAGUUUGUGCACCGGUCCGGCGUCGCCUUUGUCCAGGUGCUCAAGGACGGCGAGGGAUUUCUGUGGCUCGACAAUCGUCUGCACCUCGCCAGUACCUCUUCCUCUUCGAACUCGGGAGGCCCUGGCGGCGUUGGCGGCGUUGGCGGCGGUGCGGCGGCAGCUGCAGCAGAAAAGGAGCGGGAAAAGGACAAGAGUGCCAAUGGGAGAAAAAAGGAGAGUGCCACGGCCAAUGCCAGCCGCUUCAACGACGACAAGGACGAAGGCGGGAAGAAGGAGAGGCUAGAGGACAAGGAGGAAAAGGAGGCGGGCGAAAGGGCCGAGAGGACAAUGCCGUCUGCCGAGAAGCUCCGGAGGGACUUUGCGGCCUUUACGGCAGACGUCGGUGCGCUGCAGGCCUUUUAUCGGAGCGUCUUGCAGGAGGAGGAGGAGGAGGAGAAAAAGGAAGGGAGGACACCUGCCACGACGUCGAUCCGUCAGACUGCUUCUUGAGUGUGUAUGCAAAUGUGAUGUUCUUCCGUGUAAACUUGGUUGGUAUAUAGAAUACAAGCAUGCUCUAGUAAAGCAAGAUAAAUGGCAAGG